Molecule: messenger RNA, 8989 nt
Organism: Scleropages formosus (Asian bonytongue)
Lineage: Eukaryota; Metazoa; Chordata; Actinopteri; Osteoglossiformes; Osteoglossidae
Product: filamin-C-like
Exons: 47
Coding region: 412-8481 (2689 amino acids)
Biological process (GO): actin cytoskeleton organization
Molecular function (GO): actin filament binding
Source: RefSeq, a predicted model, not a curated record
CCAUUCACUUAGAGAGAGAGCGACCCGCCCGGGUUCUGGAAGCCGCAGCCGUUCCGCGCGCCCUCCUGCUCCUGUUCCCCCCCACGUGUCGCCGCGCGUCCCCGUCAAAAUCGGAUCGCCGGGGAAAAAACGAAGUGUGCUGGAAAUACAGCAAUACUGCGUUGCACAGUGUUGUACUGAGGUCUAAUCCUAACUGUCAAUAGAGAGAAGCGAGUGUGUGUACGGAAGGGAAGGGAAGCGCUCCUCGUUUCCUUCUGCUCUGACUGUCACAACUUAAACUUAGUGACAAGCGCGGCGAAGCAGCGGCCGAAAAAGCCACUCGCUGACACUUGGCUCUCUCUCUCUCUCUCUCUCUCUCGUCUUGAGUGACGAUCGCUCAGUCACCGCGACUGUCCGCGCCGAGGAACCACCAUGAGCAACUCCGCGCACUACGACGAGCCUCCUGCGGAGCAGCAGCAGGGCGCCGAAGACACCCCGGACACGGAGAAGGACCUGGCCGAGGAUGCGCCCUGGAAGAAGAUCCAGCAGAACACGUUCACCAGGUGGUGCAACGAGCACCUCAAGUGCAUCAGCAAGAACGUGACGGACCUGCAGAAGGACUUCGGCGACGGGCUCAAGCUCAUCGCGCUGCUCGAGGUGUUGAGCCAGAAGAAGAUGCACCGAAAGCACAACCCGAGACCGAACUUCAGGCAGAUGAAGCUGGAGAACGUGUCGGUGGCGCUCGAGUUCCUGGACAGAGAGCACAUCAAACUGGUGUCCAUAGAUAGUAAGGCCAUUGUAGACGGGAACUUGAAGCUGAUCCUGGGGCUCAUCUGGACACUGAUUCUGCACUAUUCCAUCUCCAUGCCCAUGUGGGAGGAUGAGGAUGAUGAGGAAGCAAAGAAGUUGACCCCCAAACAGAGACUUCUUGGCUGGAUCCAGAACAAAGUCCCACAGCUGCCCAUCAACAACUUCAACCGGGACUGGAGGGACGGCAAGGCCCUGGGUGCACUCGUGGACAACUGUGCCCCUGGUCUAUGUCCAGACUGGGAAGAGUGGGACCCCAAGCAGCCUGUGGAUAAUGCCACGGAGGCAAUGAAGCAGGCUGAUGACUGGCUUGGUGUGCCACAGGUUAUUGCACCCGAAGAGAUUGUGGAUCCAGAUGUAGAUGAGCACUCUGUGAUGACCUACCUGUCUCAGUUCCCCAAAGCCAAAUUGAAGCCCGGGGCUCCAGUGCGCCCCAGACAGCCAGAUCCUAAGAAGGUCAAGGCCUAUGGGAAAGGGAUCGAGCCAAAAGGAAACGUGGUGUUAAAGCCAGCCACGUUCACAGUGGAGACCAUGGAUGCAGGUCUGGGAGAAGUCCUUGUUUAUGUGGAGGACCCUGAAGGACACACAGAGGAGGCUAAAGUUAUUGCCAACAAUGACAAGAAAAGGACAUACACUGUCACCUACGUGCCGAAGGUGGAAGGCCCUCACAAGGUGAAGGUUCUCUUUGCAGGACUGGACAUUAAUAAAAGCCCCUUCAAUGUCCAUGUGUCCAAAGUGUCUGGAGAUGCCAGCAAAGUGCAGGCUCAAGGACCAGGGUUGGAACCUGUGGGCAACACUGUCAACAAACCCACUUACUUUGACAUCUACACUACAGGGGCUGGGGAGGGUGAUGUGGGUGUUGUCAUCACGGACCCUGCUGGUAAGGCGGACACGGUGAAACCCUUGCUGGAGAAGAAAGGUGAUGGUGUUUUCCGCUGCACAUAUCGGCCCAUGCAGGAGGGACCCCACUCCGUCCACGUCACAUUCGCUGGCAAGCCGAUCCCUAAGAGCCCCUUCCCCGUCAGCAUCUCAAAAGCCAGCGAUGCCAAGGCUUGCCAUGCAUCAGGAAGAGGCCUCCAGCCAAGGGGACUGCGAGUGAAGGAGGUGGCUGAUUUCAAGGUGUUCACCAAAGGAGCGGGCAGCGCGGAGCUCAAGGUGGUGGUGAAGGGGCCCAAAGGCGGAGAGGAGCCGGUUAACGUGCGGGAGGUGGGAGAUGGAGUCUUUCAUUGUGAUUAUUUCCCCACCGUACCUGGGAAAUACACCGUCUCCAUCACCUGGGGGGGUAAAGCCAUUCAACGCAGUCCCUUCGAAGUUAUCGUCGGUAAGCCUGCAGGACCUCAGAAGGUCCGAGCUUGGGGUCCUGGGCUGGAGACUGGAGUGGUGGGCAAGUCCGCUGAUUUUGUGGUGGAGGCCAUCGGAAGAGAUGCGGGAACUCUGGGCUUCUCCAUCGAGGGCCCGUCCCAAGCCAGGAUCGAAUGCGAUGACAAGGGUGACGGUUCCUGGGAUGUGCGUUACUGGCCCACGGAGCCGGGCGACUAUGCUGUGCAUGUCAUUUGUGACCAUGAGGACAUUAAGGACAGCCCUUUUAUAGCCCACAUCCUCCCUGCUGACAAGAAUGUGUUCCCAGAGAAGGUAAAGGCCUUUGGUCCAGGCCUGGAGCCCAGCGGCUGCAUUGUUAACAGGCCAGCAGAAUUCAUUGUUGACUCCCGGGGAGGUGGGGAAGGCCAGCUCAAGAUCUAUAUCCAGGAUGCUGAUGGCCUCACCAUUGACGUCCAGAUCACGGACAAAGGAGACGGCACGUUCACGUGUGUCUAUGUUCCAACGAAGCCUAUUAAACACACGGUGGUCAUCACCUGGGGGGACACCAGCAUUCCGAACAGCCCCUUCAGGGUGGCCAUUGGGGAGGGCAGUUACCCAGCCAAGGUCAAAGUGUACGGUCCAGGUGUGCAGAAGACCGGACUGAAGGCAAACGAGCCCACGUACUUCACCGUAGACUGCAGUGAAGCUGGAAGAGGUGAUGUCAGCAUUGGAAUCAAGUGUGCCCCUGGUGUUGUGGGUCCAUCUGAAGUGGACAUUGACUUUGACAUCGUCAAAAAUGAUAAUGACACAUUCACAGUGAAAUACGUUCCUCCAGGGCCUGGUCUCCACACGGUCAUGGUGCUGUUUGCUGACCAGGAAAUCUCCACGAGCCCUUUCCACGUCAAUGUGGAACCAUCCCACAAUGCCGCCAAAGUGAGGGCUGAGGGUCCUGGCCUUAGUAAGACAGGUGUGGUGGUCGGUCAGCCGACCCACUUCACCGUUUUCACCAAGGGAGCGGGCAAAGCCAAGCUGGAUGUGCACUUUGCUGGAGCCUCCAGGGGAGAAGCAGUGCGAGACUUUGAGAUCAUUGACAACCAUGAUUACUCCUACACUGUCAAGUACACGGCCUUACAGCAGGGAAACAUGACCAUCUCCGUCUCUUAUGGAAAUGAUCCCAUUCCCAACAGCCCCUUUGUUAUUUCUGUGGCCCAACCUCUCAACCUCAGCCAGGUCCAGGUUAAAGGACUCAACAACAAAGUGGAGGUUGGGAAAGACCAAGAGUUUACGGUUAACACUCAGGGAGCUGGUGGACAGGGUAAGGUAGAUGUGAAGAUCACCUCACCUUCUCAGCGACCAAUCCCGUUCAAAAAACAGUCCGAUAUAUCCAAUACAGUCCACUCAGUGCAAUACAUCCCCCCGGAAGAAGGGCCCUACAAGGUGGAAGUGGCCUACGAUGGAAAAUCAGUCCCUGGGAGUCCCUUCAUUGUGGAAGCAGUUUUGCCCCCUGACCCCUCCAAGGUACGUGCCCAUGGACCAGGUCUGAAAGGAGGGGUUGUAGGGAAGCCGGCGCCCUUCACAAUUGACACCAAAGGGGCAGGUACCGGCGGUCUGGGUGUAACGGUGGAGGGGCCGUGCAAGGCCAAGACUGAGUGCCAGGAUAAUGGCAAUGGCUCAUAUGCUGUGUCCUACCUCCCUACUGAGCCUGGGGUAUACUCCAUUAAUGUCCUCUAUGGUGAAGCCCACAUCCCUGGCUCACCCUUUAAGGCCGUGGUAAAACCAGCUUUUGACCCCAGCAAGGUUUCAGCCAGUGGACCAGGGCUGGAACGGGGCAAGGCCAAUGAGGUGGGCUCCUUCACUGUGGAUUGCUCCAAGGCCGGAGAGGCUGAACUGACCAUUGAAAUUAUAACCGACUCAGGGGCCAAAGCUGAGGUGCACAUUCAGAGUAACAACGAUGGCACAUACUCUGUCACGUACACCCCACCUUUCCCUGGCACAUACACCAUCGUCAUUAAAUACGGAGGACACAAUGUGCCCAAGUUUCCUGCCCGAGUACAGGUGGAGCCCUCUGUUGACACCAGCAAAGUAAAAGUCUACGGACCGGGAGUGGAACCCAGAGGGGUCCUUCGAGAAGUCACCACGCAUUUCAUGAUCGAUGUUCGCGCCCUGGCCAAAAAGGGAAGCAGUCGUGUGAAGGCCAGAAUGAUUAGCCCCUCCGGGUCAAGCACUGACAUCAAUAUCCUCGACAAGCAAGACGGCACUUACAGAGCCGAAUACACAGCACAUGAAGAUGGUAUGUACCUCAUUGAGGUUACGUACGAUGACGUCGCCGUUCCCAACAGCCCAUUCAAGGUGCAAGUCAGCGAGGGCUGUGACCCAACUCGUGUGCGAGCGUACGGCCCCGGUCUAGAAGAGGGGCUGGUUGGCAAGGUGAAUUACUUUACUGUAGAGACACGGGGUGCUGGUGCCGGGGGUCUCAGUCUGACUAUGGAAGGUCCUUCUGAGGCUAAAAUGUUUUGCAAAGACAACAAGGAUGGCAGCUGCCAUGUGGAAUACCUCCCAAGUGCAGCCGGAGACUAUGACAUCAACAUCAGUUUCGGAGGCCUCCCUAUCCCAGGCAGUCCUUUCCGUGUCCCCGUGAAGACAGUGGUGGACCCCAGCAAGGUUAGGUGCUCUGGCCCUGGGUUAGGGACUGGGGUCCGAGCCCACGUCCCACAAACCUUUACCGUCGACAGCAGUAAAGCAGGUGUGGCUCCCCUCAAAGUGCAGCUUCUUGGACCUACCGGUGUGCCCGAGCCAGUCAACAUUACCAGCAGCGGCGACGGCUUGCAUACAGUCCGAUACACCCCUGGCAGCAGCGGCCCUUACACCAUAUCUGUCACGUAUGCUGACCAGGAGGUCCCCCACAGCCCCUUCCAGGUAGCCGUGCUGCCCACUCACGAUGCCAGUAAGGUGCGUGCCAGUGGCCCUGGCCUUGAUGUGUCGGGAGUGGCAGCCAGUUUACCGGUGGAGUUCACCAUAGACGCACGGCACGCCGGGGAGGGGCUGCUCACAGUGCACAUACUGGAUCCAGAGGGGAAGCCAACAAAAGCCAACAUCCAGAACAACAGAGAUGGGACCUACACUGUCUCUUACAUGCCGGCCAUGAGCGGACCCUAUGCCAUCACCAUCAAAUACGGCGGAGAUGAUAUCCCAUAUUCUCCAUACCACAUCAAUGCCCUGCCUACUGGUGAUGCCAGCAAGUGUGUGGUCAGGGUAUCUGUUGCAGGGCAUGGAUUAGGUCUUGGCUCUACCAUUGUGCUAAGAGAUGAGACUGUCAUCACUGUGGAUGCGAAAGCUGCUGGGAAGGGAAAGGUCACCUGUAAAGUGUCAACGCCUAGUGGCACAGAACUGGACAUGGAUGUGGUGGAAAACUUGGAUGGCACUUUUGACAUCUUCUACACUGCCCCAGAGCCAGGAAAAUAUGUCAUCACCAUCCGCUUUGGGGGAGAGCUCAUCCCUAGAAGCCCCUUCCAUGUGGAGGCCACAGAUCAACCCAUAGCUCCUGCUGGGGAGAUGGAGCAAAGACUGCGCCCUUUCAGCAUGGUCAUCCCGUUCAUCUUGAAGAAAGGCGAGAUCACAGGGGAUGUCCGCAUGCCUUCUGGCAAGACAGCUCGCCCUCAUAUUAUAGACAACAAGGAUGGUACUCUGACAGUACGCUAUUCCCCCACGGAGAAAGGCCUGCACGAGAUGGACAUCAAGUACGACGGCAACAACAUUCCUGGCAGUCCCCUGCAGUUCUACGUGGAUGCUAUCAGCUGCGGCUACGUGACAGCCUACGGGCCCGGUCUGAGCUACGGCAUGGUGAACAAACCCGCCGUGUUCACCGUUGUCACUAAGGAUGCAGGCAAAGGAGGCCUGUCUCUGGCUGUGGAGGGUCCCUCCAAAGCAGCCAUUACCUGCAAGGACAACAAAGACGGUACCUGCACCGUAUCCUACCUGCCCACUGCCCCUGGUGACUACAGCAUCAUCGUCAAGUUUGAUAACAGACACAUCCUCGGGAGUCCAUACACUGCCAAGAUUACAGCUGAUGACUCCCUAAGGAAAUCACAACUUAAUGUUGGUGCAGCAACAGACCUCUCUCUGAAGAUCACAGAGACAGACCUGAGUUUGCUGACAGCCAGUAUCCGAGCGCCAUCGGGCAGCGAGGAGCCAUGCCUUUUGAAGAGGCUUCCCAAUUUCCACACUGGGAUCUCGUUCACACCUAAGGAGGUUGGUGAACAUAUAGUUAAUGUGAAGAAGGGUGGACAACAUGUGACUAACAGUCCCUUCAAGAUCAUGGUAGGCCAGUCUGAAAUUGCGGAUGCAAGCAAGGUCAAGGUGUCCGGCAAAGGCAUUUUGGAGGGCCACACCUUUAAGGUGACAGAAUUUUUUGUGGACACAAGAAAUGCAGGUUACGGGGGUCUAGGGCUGUCCAUUGAGGGUCCAAGUAAAGUAGAUAUUAACUGUGAAGACACAAAGGAUGGGAUGUGCAAGGUGACUUAUUGCCCAACAGAGCCGGGCAACUACAUCAUCAACAUCAAGUUUUCUGAGCAUCACGUCCCAGGAAGCCCGUUCACAGUGAAGGUGAUGGGUGAGGGCCGAAUGAAGGAGAGCAUCACGACAAAAAGACAGGCGUCUUCCAUCGCAUCGGUGGGCAGCACCUGUGACCUCAGCCUCAAAAUCCCAGGGAACUGGUUCCAGAUGGUGUCGGCCCAGGAGCGUCUGACACGCACGGUCACGCGCAGCAGCCACACCUACACGCGCACUGAACGCACGCAGGUCAGCCAGACACGCGGUGGGGAGACCACACGCCAAGUGCACGUUGAGGAGAGCACGCAGGUUGGGGGAGACCCUUUCCUCAAUGUCUUCGGGGGCUUUCUGGGCCGAGAGAGCCUGAGCAGUUUCAGCGCAGUUCCUCUUUCCAGAGAAGGUGAGGCUAGCACCACAGAGAUGAUUGCACAGGUGAUCAGCCCUGGUGGCAAGAUGAAGGAGGCUGAGAUUGUGGAAAGCGAGGACAAUGUUUACAGCGUGCGAUUUGUGCCCAGUGAGAUGGGCCCGCAUACCGUCAAUGUCAAGUACAGGGGCCAGCAUGUACCGGGAAGCCCUUUCCAGUUCACAGUGGGGCCCCUGGGAGAGGGUGGAGCCCACAAGGUCCGAGCGGGCGGACCAGGCCUAGACAGGGGUGUGGCUGGUGUUCCAGCUGAGUUCUGCAUCUGGACUCGAGAGGCUGGUGCAGGGGGCCUAUCCAUUGCUGUAGAGGGUCCCAGCAAAGCAGAAAUCACCUUUGAAGACAGGAAGGAUGGGUCAUGUGGGGUCUUCUACAUUGUCCAGGAGCCAGGUGAUUAUGAGGUGUCUAUCAAAUUUAAUGAUGAAGACAUACCCGAUAGCCCCUUCGUCGUUCCAGUUGCGUCCCUGUCAGAUGAUGCCCGAAGACUCAAAGUGACCAGCCUGCAGGAGAAGGGUUUGGAGGUGAACCGAGAGGCCUCCUUUGCUGUGCAGCGUAACGGUGCACGGGGAAUUAUAGAUGCCAAGGUGCACACACCCUCUGGGGCGGUGCAGGAGUGUUACAUUCAUGAGGUGGACAGUGACAAAAACACCAUCCGCUUCAUCCCAAGGGAACGUGGCGUUCAUGCCAUUGAUGUGAAGUUCAAUGGUCGUCACAUCCCCGGCAGCCCCUUCAAGGUCUGUGUGGGAGAGCUGGGCCAGACUGGGGACCCAGGAAUGGUGUCUGCUUUUGGGCCUGGUCUGGAAGGGGGAAUCACAGGGGUGCCAGUACAUUUCACUGUGAACACUUGUAAUGCUGGCUCAGGGGCCCUCUCUGUCACUGUUGAUGGGCCCUCCAAGGUGAAGCUUGACUGCUGCGAGUGUGCCGAAGGGUAUAAAGUUACAUACACGCCUAUGGCACCGGGGAAUUAUCUCAUCUCUAUCAAAUAUGGUGGGCCACAGCAUAUCGUGGGGAGCCCAUUCAAAGUUAAAGUCACAGGUACUCGCCUGUCAGGGGGACACAGUCUUCAUGAAACUUCAUCUGUUCACGUGGAGACUGUGAGCAAGGUGUCCAAAGCAGGUGGCGCUUACAGUGUCCAGCCCAAGUUGUUGUCUGAUGCCAGUAAGGUGGUGUCCUGGGGAGAAGGUCUCUCUGCAGCUGUUGUCGGCCAGAAGAACACCUUCACUGUCGACUGCAGCAAAGCAGGAUCCAACAUGUUGCUGGUGGGGGUGCAUGGGCCGAGAGCCCCUUGUGAGGAGGUGUAUGUCAAGCACAUGGGCGGCAGAGUGUACAACGUCACCUACAGGUUGCAGGAGAAAGGCGACUAUGCCCUCAUUGUCAAGUGGGGAGAGGAAAAUGUAAAGGGGAGCCCUUUCCACAUCAAUGCGCUGUAGAGUCUCGGAGAUAUUUCAUCCGUGACCCACGCGUGAUGCACACCAAGGGUGUCCAGCCAUGAUUUAUAAAGACCACUGAAUUUGUGGGAUUAAACUGUGCAUCUCAUCGCAUUUAUGUUUAUGUUUCUUCAUUUAGCAGAUGCUUUUCUCCAAAGCGACUUCCAAUGAACACUAGGUAGUGUUAUCAGCCCACACAUUACAUAACUACAUAACAGUGCAUUACUUAAAAUCAGAAGUUUACGUUGUUUACCUCAGACAUUUACCUGGUCUAGCUUUUGUAUGUAUUAUCACAUUAGCACAAUUGAAAUUAUUUUCACCUGAAAAGUUGGUCGUGGUAUAAUAUACAGGCAGAGGAAGAUUUGGUUAAUUAACUGAAUUUUGGCAAUUAAAUAAAUAAAAUCCUGCAAACCUUAUGGCUUUCCUAGGGCAUCGCUGGGACACAAACAACCUGCACCCUCCAGCAAACACCUGUCCAGUGUUCAAAGACAUGCCGAUUUUAAUGUGUCCU